UUUUCUUUUUUAAAAAUGGAUGGUUUCGGUGAUAGUUUUGUCAAUCAGCCUGAGGUGGACCCAGCAGCGGAGUUUCUAGCCCGCGAACAGAACCAGUUGGCCGGAUUAGAGGAUGAAUUGGAGACCACCAUUCCGCCCCCUAUUUCUUCUACCAACGACAUGGUAGACGACUUUGUGGAAGUCCCUCCUGCUUCAACAUUUGAAUCCAAUGGGGGUAUAGAACUCGAGUCAGAGCCAACUUCAGUAUUCAGACAAGAGAGAGAAGAGCCAGAGAAGAUCCGCAUCUGGCGGGAGGAACAGAAAAAGAGAUUGGAAGAAAAGGAUGCUGAAGAAGAAAAAAAGAAAGAAGAAAUGUUGAAAAUUGCAAAGAAAGAACUAGAAGAUUGGUACAAGACUCAUGAGGAAACCAUUGCCAAAACCAAGGCUGCUAACAGGGAGUCCGCUAAGAACGCGGAAAGAGCAUUAGCGCGAGGUUCGGAAGGCGGCAAUGUGGAGAACGGUAAUGAGUGGGCUCGCGUGGCUGAGCUAUGCGACUUCGGACCAAGACGCGGCCGCGACGUAGCGCGUCUCCGGUCUAUUGUCCUUCAACUGAAACAGGCACAAGUGCGCCCCAAGUACCCUCCACGCACUACGAAAGUAGCAUAAAUCAACAAGAGUCGAGAUAGCCUGAUAAUAAUAUGAUAAGCAAAUGUCAGUCUUAUGGAAGAUCACUUACAACUAUGUAUAAAAACUAUAAUAAUGUUAAAAUGUUAAAAUAAUUAGAAUGUUUAUACAUGAUAAUAAUGUACGUCAGGUGGAUAUAAGU
Molecule: messenger RNA, 805 nt
Organism: Hyposmocoma kahamanoa
Lineage: Eukaryota; Metazoa; Arthropoda; Insecta; Lepidoptera; Cosmopterigidae
Gene: Clc
Product: clathrin light chain
Exons: 6
Coding region: 16-645 (209 amino acids)
Biological process (GO): clathrin-dependent endocytosis; clathrin coat assembly; intracellular protein transport
Cellular component (GO): synaptic vesicle membrane; plasma membrane; clathrin coat of coated pit
Molecular function (GO): clathrin heavy chain binding; structural molecule activity
Source: RefSeq, a predicted model, not a curated record